Molecule: messenger RNA, 1199 nt
Organism: Anopheles nili
Lineage: Eukaryota; Metazoa; Arthropoda; Insecta; Diptera; Culicidae
Gene: SsRbeta
Product: translocon-associated protein subunit beta
Exons: 3
Coding region: 145-723 (192 amino acids)
Cellular component (GO): endoplasmic reticulum; membrane
Source: RefSeq, a predicted model, not a curated record
AUGAAACGACUUGUCCAACUUGCAACGACUGAAAGAACCGCAUUCGUUCGCAACCACUUUCGUUCAAGCAACGUGUACAAUUCGCCGGAAAGGAAAAUAUUUACGAUCUCUUGUUAGGCGUAAUCGAUACGACUAAUCGCUACGAUGAAAAGCCCCCUGUACGCACUGUUGGCAGUGCUAGCCGUUAGCCAACUUGGCUUGGCCAACGAAGAAAACACGGCUCGCCUCUUGGUAUCGAAGCACAUCCUGAACAAAUACCUCGUCGAAGCUCGCGACAUCGUUGUGAAGUACACGCUGUAUAAUGUUGGCUCCGGUCCCGCCGUCAAUGUGCGCCUAGUUGAUAAUGGAUUCCACCCUGAAGUGUUCGAAGUGGUCGGUGGACAGUUGUCGGCCUCGAUCGAUCGCAUCGCCCCACAAACGAACGUCACGCAUAUCGUUGUGGUGCGGCCAAAGAGCUUCGGAUACCUCAACUUCACCGCUGCCGAGGUCAACUACCAGGCGGCAGAAGAUGCUAGCGAACCACAGUUCACGUUCAGCUCGGAACCGGGUGAGGGUGCGAUUGUAGCCGAGGCUCAGUUCAACAAGCAGUUCAGCUCGCACUACCUCGACUGGUUGGCAUUCGCUUUCCUAACGCUACCGUCGCUUGCUAUCCCGUACGCCAUGUGGUACGCCUCGAAAUCAAAGUACGAGAACUUAGGCAAAUCGUCAAAGAAGGCGAAUUAAACGUGUACGAGGCCAUCUCAGGCGAUACCAAAAUGCUUGGUGUCGAUUGACCAUCGUCCUUCGUUAUACCGCACAAAGCGGCCGAAGCAGCAGCAGGCAGCAAUAAUAAGCCCGGGUAUGGCUCAGCAACCGAUUCUACUGUUGCUAUGCACAUCGCCAUCGGCACACCAUCGCCGAUCGAUCAUCCAUCUUGAAGACUAAUUUAAUUUGUAAGGAAUCCACUGCAAAUUCCCAUCGUACCUAGAGCAUCGCAUUCGUUGAUCCUUCGAGUUUUCGUCGGGAGAACAUCAUUCGCUGCGAUGUCCCAAUUGAAAUAGCAUUCAUUCUCGUAGAACACCCCCGCAUCGUAUCCUCCCAGAAAGUGCAGCUCAAUGGAGCGCCCAGAGCGAAAGACAUAAUCUGCGUGAAAAAGAGAUUGUGAAGUGUAAGAACUUUACCUUUUCAUUUGUUUUGUUAAUAAACAUACGCGAAACUUA